AUGGCAUCAUCAUCGAGAAGGCCACUAUCUAACACAGAGGCUGCUAAAGCAUCCAGGGCUCAAAGAAAACUAGUCAAGACAGUAAGAGAAGAAAUAGAAAGUAUUAGAUAUGAAUUGUCGGAUCUCGAAAAAAAAUUAGAGAUUAGCGAAAAUAAUAACCAGCAUUUACUCGAAAUUAACAAAGACUUUAGAGAGUAUAUUAAAUCAAUGAGCAAAAUCAUAACUAACACAAACGAUAGAAUUGGAUUCGAUAAAGACCAUAGAAAUGAUGUUUAUCCUGCAUCAGAUCUGUCUUUAACAAAUAUUCUCUCUACCAAUGACAACCGUUAUGAUAACCACAUUAGCACGGAGGCUGAUGUAGCGUCCAAGACAGGACAAAAGAAAUUAAAAGCAACAAAAUUAAGUCUUAACAAAAAAUUGUCGGAUCUCAAAAAUAAACUAGAGAUUAGCGAAAAUAAUAACCGGCAUUUACUCGAAACUAAAGAAACCCUUAAAAACCAUAUUGAACUAAUGGAAGGACUCGUUAAAAAGAGAAAUGAUGCUGAUGUUGCAUCAGAUCUGUUUUCAACAAAUAAUUUCUCCUGGUCAAUAAUUGAUGAAUAA
Molecule: messenger RNA, 603 nt
Organism: Ambispora gerdemannii
Lineage: Eukaryota; Fungi; Glomeromycota; Glomeromycetes; Archaeosporales; Ambisporaceae
Source: the annotation of a GenBank genome assembly